This is a messenger RNA of Bombus huntii, 1654 nucleotides long. It is a transcript of the gene Orc5, whose product is annotated as origin recognition complex subunit 5. The coding region runs from base 242 to 1540 and encodes 432 amino acids. Gene Ontology annotation, molecular function: DNA replication origin binding. The record is from RefSeq and is a predicted model, not a curated record. NCBI's taxonomy places the organism in Eukaryota, Metazoa, Arthropoda, Insecta, Hymenoptera, Apidae. The transcript is spliced from 3 exons. Gene Ontology annotation, biological process: DNA replication initiation; DNA replication. Gene Ontology annotation, cellular component: nuclear origin of replication recognition complex; nucleus.
GCAAAAUCUUAUUAAACGUGAUCCAGAAUCUUACAAGGAAGAAUUCCUUCAGCAACAUCAGCAUUACAAAUCAAUUUUAGAAGUCUUUCGUUUAGCACCAAAUAAGUUUAAUAAAAGCCUUGAUGAAGUAGUCAUCUUUUUGGCACAGGUAUAAUUAACAAAGUAUAUGAAGGAAAUAAUUUGUUUAUUGUAAUAUUAUUACAAAUUGCUUAUUAGUAAGAAAACUUUAAAGAUUGUAAUUAUGGAGAAAUAUUUGGAAUAUUUAGAUGGAAAGAUCAUAUGUCGCAAAAAAGUUAUAAUGCAACUGUAUUCUUUAAUUGGUUAUUCUGAUGAACCAAUGCCACAUAGCAUAUUUGUCUAUGGUCAUGUAGCUACUGGAAAAUCCUUAGUAGUGCAAAAUAUGCUCUCUUAUUUAAAAUACAAUGUAGCUACUAUUAAUUGUAUAGAACAUGUAGCCAAUAGACAUAUAUUUGAGUAUAUCUUGGGUGAUUUGUCACUAUGUUUUAAUAAUUUUCCAACUAGCAAUCAAGUGCAACACAAAUGUGACAAUUUUGUUGACUUUAUAAUAAAUCUUAAAGAAAUUUCUAUGAAUGAUACUCGGCCGAUUAUAAUAGUACUCGAUAAGUGUGAUAAAUUACGAGAUAUUGAUAUUGGUUUAUUACCUACAUUUUUAAAGCUCAGAGAAUUAUCAAAUAUCAAUGUUUGUGUAAUAUUUAUAACUGAUGUAGUGUGGGAAAAGUUUCGUGUCAAGAUUGGUAUACACGAACCAUUUAAAAUUCACUUUCCACAAUAUACAAAAAAUGAAUUAAUUGAAAUUUUACUUUUAAGUAUGCCAUGUGAUUAUGAAGAUGCAUUUUACAAAAAUUAUUUAAAUUUAUUUCUUUCUGUAUUUUUUAGAUUCUGUCGAGAUCUUAAUGAACUUCGUUACAUGGCAAAAAUAAAUUUUUCUAAAUAUAUAGAACCUAUUAAACUUGAUCAGUCUAAAAAAAAUGAUACUGCUUUGUUAUGGAGAAAUAUUUCUGCUACUUUUAAAGCAAAUUUAGAAGUCAUUUAUCUACGAGUUUCCUCUGAAGAUUUUACAACAGAUAAUCAAUUAUCUAAAGAUAUUGAAUCAACAAUGAGAUUGGCAUUAAGUUUUGAAUUACCAUAUUAUGCAAAGUAUAUGUUAAUUGCAUCAUAUUUGGCCUCAUAUAAUCCUGCAAAAGAAGAUAAAUAUAUAUUUAUGAAACAAAAAUUCAAGAGGAAAAAGAGAAUUACUGAUAAAAAAAAGAUAAUGUUAAAUGCUUUUUGUGGACCUUACAAUUUUCCAGUAUCUAGAAUGAUUGCUAUUUUUUGUGCAAUUCUUAAUGAAAAAGUUGAUAUAAAUGCUAACCUACUUUCACAGAUUCCAUCUAUGUGUCAACUUGGUUUACUAUCAGUUGUAGGAAAUUAUAAUUUGAAUGAACCAAAACUCAAGUGUUGCGUAUCAUAUGAUUUUAUUCUUGUCAUAGCUAAAACUGUUGGAUUUAAUGUACAAAAUUAUUUGUAUAAUUUAUGUUAGACCAAGAAUGCGUUAACUAAAACCACCUAACUAUUACACAAAUUUAUUUAUUUUAAUUUUGUAUUUCUUGAUUAAUUCUUCAUGAGAAAUAAAACAUUAAAAUUUAUAAACAUA